Phytophthora sojae is the source of this 360-nucleotide messenger RNA. RefSeq lists its product as hypothetical. Lineage: Eukaryota; Oomycota; Peronosporomycetes; Peronosporales; Peronosporaceae. The record is from RefSeq and is a predicted model, not a curated record. The transcript has a single exon. The coding region runs from base 1 to 360 and encodes 119 amino acids.
AUGACAGUAGAGGGAGCCAUCGGUGUCGGCAGCUUGAUCAUGGGCAGGUUAUUGGAUGCGCUAAAGAAAAACACGAAGCUGAGAAAGCUGAAGCUGAUCGCUGACCCGAGCGUGCUGAGGGCAUUCAAGAAUCUCUUUCAGCAAUUUCACGGUCAGGUGCUCCCUCCCGUGCCGAUGGGAUUGCCGUCGAAACUUGCUUUUCUAAGUGCCAUCGGCCACAAGGUUCAUGAAGGCGAUGAAACACCUCAUGCGGUCCAGCAACUGGACCAAGUUGCGGCGUCGCUUGUUUUUGAGUUUGCAGCCACCCGCGUGACUAUGUUUUAUGGUGCGCGUGAUAAGCAGCAAAUCGGAGAGGUUUGA